CAAAAGCAACUCUUCUGAUCCUUACAUCUCCCGAAGAAGCUAAGAUGGCGAUAUUUAAUCCCCCAAAUGUGCCUCUAGUUGAGGAAGUUAGAAAGCUUAUUUUGAUCUCUGUUUGUAUUUACACGCAAGAUGGCAAUUGCACCUCCUCCAUUUCCUCCGAAUCUUGCCCCGCCCCAGGUUCCUGCGGGGUGGAGAGCAGAGUGGAGUCCAGAACAUAAUACUUGGUACUACUUAAACCUCACUACCAAUGCAUCGCAGUGGAACUUUCCAGUUGAGCAAGUUCAAACCCCUUAUGGCUCACCACCUCCACCUCAGCAGUAUCCACCGUACCAGCAACAACAAUCCGAUACUCCCCAAUCACAGCAGAUAGGCACUGUUCCUGAGCCAACUGGCGAGGUUGGCCCCGAUGGAGAAAGAGGAUUAGGCAAGAUAGCAGCAGGAGGCUUACUUGGCGUUGCUGGUGGUCUCGUUGCCCGUGCCAUCUUCAAGCACGAAGAAGAGGAAGGCAAGAUCCAAAAACCACACUUCAGCUUCUGGAACAACGGCGACAAUUCAUCGAACAAUCAACCAGAUAGCAAUGGCCCUUCAUCAUGGCUCUCCAAGCUCAGCGGAGGAGGAAACAAACCCGACUUCACAAUCCCAGCUGCUGCCGCUGCAGGCGGAGGACUCUUCGGCAGCCUAGCUUCUCAUAUACCGGGAUUCAGUGCAAGCGGACAACAACCAGCAGCACAAAUGUAUGCGAGUCCUUCCUGGCACACCGGCAAUAACCCAAAGCUACACAUCCACUGCGCAGCCUGGUCCGAUCAAGACGUCACGCACCUCAUCCGCAGAAUGGUAACGCCCAGCCAAUCAAUCGACUUCAACACCGACGAUCUGGGUGACCAUCUCGGCGACCCUUGGCCCGGAGCUCCCAAGCAAUUCUCCAUCGUCUACUCCUACGGGCCUCGACCUUGGGAACUAGUCUCCACGUCCUCCGGGCGCGGCAAAUUCUCGCUCCUGCCCCACGAACCGUUGAGCAAGGAUCGCAUGUCGUUCAUCCAGGCGCCGAAUAGUAGAGUCAUGGGCGUUGUUUGGGGGAGGGGCAAUGCGUUGGAGAAGGGGACGGUGGAGAAGUUGAAGGAGAUUGAGACGACGGGCGAGUUUCAGGCUACGAAUGAGUGGGCGGGUUUUGAUGAUAUGUGGGGGCCGGGGAAGGUGGCUGUUGCGUAUUAUAGGACGCAGAAUGGAGAGGUGAAAUUUGCUGCUGCGAGAGAGGGUAGGACGUGUAGGUUGCCGUAGAAUCCGUUGGCGAGGUAGAACUGAUAAAUGAGGUUGAAGAUGUAAGAUUCUGUGAGCGGCUGUGAUAUUCGAACGGCUAGAUCUACCGUAGGCUCUUGAGUUUACUGACUGG
This is a messenger RNA of Mollisia scopiformis, 1390 nucleotides long. RefSeq lists its product as uncharacterized. NCBI's taxonomy places the organism in Eukaryota, Fungi, Ascomycota, Leotiomycetes, Helotiales, Mollisiaceae. The coding region runs from base 130 to 1278 and encodes 382 amino acids. Gene Ontology annotation, molecular function: protein binding. The record is from RefSeq and is a predicted model, not a curated record. The transcript is spliced from 2 exons.